AUGGCUGAUGAAUUGACGUCGCCUCAGAUUGUCGACGAUCUGAUCGAAUUUCAUGAUCCCAAGCAAGCCUUCAAAGACAUUUUCUGCGGUACGGUUGGUGGUAUUGCUCAAGUUAUUGUCGGUCAACCGUUUGACAUAGUUAAGGUCCGACUCCAGACGUCGCCAGUACCAUCUACAGCUUUGGAGACAAUUAGAAGUCUCGUGAAAAAUGAAGGAGUUAUGGCUUUCUAUAAAGGUACAGCUGUGCCUUUGAUUGGUGUGGGAGCAUGUGUUUCAUGUCAAUUCGGUGUUAACGAGGCCAUGAAAAGGUACUUUCGCAAAAGCAGCGGAGACCCUGACGCCCAUUUGUUGUUAAGACAAUACUACGCCUGCGGGUUUGUGAGUGGAACUGCCAAUGCGUUUUUGGCUACUCCCAUUGAGCAUGUUCGUAUCAGAAUGCAGAUUCAGAAGAACACGAGAGGCGAAGGCUUAUACCGAAGUUCACUCGACUGUGCCAGAAAACUCUUAAAAGAAAACGCACUCAUGCGCGGUUUCACGGCUACCACUUUGAGAACAUCUCACGGAUUUGGCAUUUACUUCUUAACAUACGAGGCUUUGAUUGCGAACCAGGCUCAUUAUGGUAUAUCACGUCAAGAUAUUCCUGCUUGGAAAGUUUGCAUUUACGGCGCUUUUUCAGGUGCCUUCUUCUGGGCUAUGACAUACCCUUUCGACGUUGUAAAAUCAGUCAUGCAGGCAGAUAAGCUGAAGGCUCCAUUUUACGGUGACAACGUGUUCACCGUAGCCAAGUCUAUCUACAAGGAGCGAGGUAUGAUGGCUUUCUCAAAGGGAUUUCUGCCCACGAUGCUUCGGUCGUUGCCAGUCAAUGGCGCGACUUUUGCGGCUUUCGAAGUUUCCAUGCGUUUGAUUUCGUAG
Molecule: messenger RNA, 912 nt
Organism: Lachancea nothofagi CBS 11611
Lineage: Eukaryota; Fungi; Ascomycota; Saccharomycetes; Saccharomycetales; Saccharomycetaceae
Source: the annotation of a GenBank genome assembly